AUGAAGCACCUGUUGGCACUAUGCUCAACAAUCCUGCUCUCAGGUGUUAUUAUUGACGCAUUUCAUUGCGAUUUCUAUGAAGAACAUGAGCUUAUUAGGGGCGACUCUCUCGUUGUGUGUGAAGUGGAUAUUGGCCAUGAUAACUUCGCAACAAUUAUAUGCCCACGUCAAGUCAACAACGCAGAUUACACCAUCCAUCCUCGAUCAAGGCCGGAUACAGGCAAUCAAAUUGAGACGUAUGUGAGUGACAAUUGGAAAUUACGCUCCGUCCCUCUUUCGGAUGUUAUAGUUACGGAAGUGCCACACUCAUUUGCAUGGAUGGAAACGACUCUGUCAUGUGCUACUCUGUAUUUGACGCUAAAGGAUUACUACAUAUCUGCCAUUACUGAACACCGUUUUACAUUCAUUUGUGGGCCGAGAGAUUUAGUUAUGAGUGAUGCAUUGCAGCGCCACCUUAACAGCCUCGAUGGUACCAUCCAAACACAAGAGCACCCUAAUUCUGCAAGCGCUGCAUUGGAGGACGAGAUUAAGAAAAUAGUUAACGGUUUGGGGAUAGUGUUUAUGUACAGAGGGCACAAGCAUUUACCGCUGCAAGGGUGUGGUACUCGCCCUUCACCACUCUUCGAUCCGGAUAUGGAGGUAACCGUAGAUCGUGUCACUGGCACGCGUUCAUGUGUUGCGAACCCGAUGUCGAAAUCACGUAUAGGAUUUCUUUGCGAAGGACGUAUUGAACCCCAUGAUUGCAUGAUAUCACUCAUAGAUGAGAAUGGCGGCGUUGUGACUGCGCCUCGACCUUUCCCGUAUUGGAGUUUCAAUUACAACAUGCCUUGGGUUGUAGGAAACUAUUUUUACAAGUUUCCAUUAGACCCAUUUCAAGGCGAAUGUAGGUGCGUAGAUCCCCGCACUGGCCAGGUGAAAGCCAAGAUAGAGAUUCGUUCUAAAAUGGAUUACGUCUGCGACAUCGCUAGCAAAAUAUUUCGCAAUCGUUUUCGACCCAUUAGUGGUCCUUGGUGUUCGGUCGUACUUCAUCCUGGCAGCAAGCUGACCAUAAAAGUGCCUAUGCAGCCCGUGAUCUCGGUAUAUAUCGACGAGGGUGUUUCAGGUGUGCCAUUUUCUCAACUGCCGUCUAUCUAUGAAUAUGAAACUGCAUUCCUGCCAAAGGACUUGACCACGCUGAGGCAACUGAUUUCACUGCGUGGUGCCGAUAUUUACGACGAAGUAUUCUAUUAUCGUGCCCUUGCUGGGGAUGCGCUCGAGUUGGAUGCAUCCCAAAUUUCGCGGGGAGAGGUCACACUGAAGUACCAUUCCGACAAACCUCUUGCUUUACGAAGCGGAUUGAAUUCGUUUUAUUACAAUUGGACACUGAUAUCUAAUAACGACAACAUUCCAGAUAGGAUAAGGGCUACCAUCAACGUGUCCUUUGCGUUUAACCACGAGUACACGAAAGUUGGUUGUGAUAGAGGGCAAAGACAUGUCUUCGAUCAACAGUUGAGCAGGAAAUAUUGCACAAACAAAGUCAUGAGUAACGACAUAGGGAGUAUUUAUGAAUGCGCAUUGCAUCUUUGGAGAGACGAAUGGAGGGCUGGUAUUAACUGCAGUCCUGAUGAAGAGUUGUUGCCUAAAAACUGCAACUCUACGGCAUACGAUCUGAGCUUCGACAGGAUUGCUCGAUUGCCUGUAUACCUGCGUAGUGCGACUCACCAUAUUCGAGGAUUCCAGGUGUUUGAUUUUGAAUAUAGAAGAGAUAUCCCUAUAAAAGUUGCUUGCAUCUGUGUUGACCAACGUGGGUACGAAAAGUCGAGGCUUGUUCUAGAGUCAUACGAAAAAAGAAGGCACAACUUCGAGGUAAGCCGUGGAACGAGGUUUAACAAGAUCUUCGCAUUCAUGUCACCGCCCUGGCGUAAGGUUGGAAUGUUACUUGAAGAACCCACAUCGACAAGAUUGGUUGUGCUGCAUAACAUAUCGAAAAAGACCGUUAAUCUACGCGUGGGUACAAAGUUGGUAUUGCGUUGUACUCUUGGUACCGCACUGCAAGACGGUGCAAACGAUACAAUAACUCCAACUGUUUGGUUACCUGAGAUGCACAAUGAAUUCCAUUAUAUUGUAAUCCGCACAUCACAAGGCAGUACGCUUAUUAGGAAAGCGCACAGAGAUUCAGUAGCUACUACGUUUGGCGGCCUGGAAGUCAUACACCAAGAGAUCGAGAGGGGACGUGCAUAUGAACAAUUGGUGAUGAAGUUGAAUACUGGUGCCAUCGCAAUAUCCAGAGACCCAGUUCACACGGAACGCGUGCCGAUGAGGUUCGUAUGCGGCAAGGCGCCCCUACUGUCGGAUUCGUCCGCCGUCUCCGACGUUGCGUCACCCUCAGCAUCAUCUGCCCGGUCGACUACUAAUAUAACAGAAUUGGCAGAAAAAUACACUUGGAAUAUUGUUAAAGUCAACGUGGAGACCACUGAUCCCUAUAUGCAAGGUUGCGGUGUUACAUACGAAUCAGAUGAGCUGUUCAAGCCUGAGACUCCCCAACUCUACGAUGCGGACGGACAGCCUCAGUUUGGUUGCAAGAUCGACAUUCAAGCUGCCAAGGAAGCGGCGUUCUACUGCCCGCCACCGUAUCUCCUGGACCCACCCAACUGCUUCUACCAAGUCUCCGUGAACGGCGAAGUGAAGAACGUAAGCGACGUCAGCACGUCGUUGGUCGAUGUUCCAUCCAGACAUUUUGUUAUCCUGAGGUUUGACAGUGAGCUCAUUGGACCUCGCGAGACACUCCGCGAGACGCCACCAUUGGAAUGCCGCUGCGUCACUAUCAAGGGGGCCAUCCUAUCCACCAUCCGGAUCGAGAACUAUUACUCAAAGCGUUGA
Messenger RNA from Babesia bigemina, 2859 nucleotides. RefSeq lists its product as hypothetical. The record is from RefSeq and is a predicted model, not a curated record. The coding region runs from base 1 to 2859 and encodes 952 amino acids. Lineage: Eukaryota; Apicomplexa; Aconoidasida; Piroplasmida; Babesiidae. The transcript has a single exon.